Molecule: messenger RNA, 1527 nt
Organism: Vittaforma corneae ATCC 50505
Lineage: Eukaryota; Fungi; Microsporidia; Nosematidae
Exons: 1
Coding region: 1-1527 (508 amino acids)
Source: RefSeq, a predicted model, not a curated record
AUGAGAUACGCACUCGUAUACAAAAGGCUCGUCUCAUACAUGCUCUCAAUCUUCAGUGUAUUGAUAAUCACGCCGAUAUUCAUAGAAACAUUCGGUCCCUUGCUGCUGGAAAAUGGCUUUGGAUGGUUUAAAGAUGAGUCAAAGUGUAUUUUUUUUGUUUCAACCCUCUGUGGACAGAUAUCUUUUCCAAUCUUUUCUUCAAUUGACAGCGGAUUUUUAGUCAUUCCAAUGUUUGAGCUUUUUGAAUCUUCAAAAUUAAUAUCCCAGAGCUAUACAAACCCUGAAGAUGCGCUAACUAACACCCUUCUAUGCCUUUCGUUGGCCUCUCUCUUAACAUUCUUCAUUUGCCUUUCGAUAUACUUGUUUAAAAUGGGCAGCAUACUGUCAAAAAUACCGCUAAAUGUCAUAGACUCUUUGAUGGUUGCUACAGCAGUCUUUAACAUCUACGUAGGAUUCAAAAGACUUCUGGUUGAAAAUAAAACAGAACUGUCAAUUGCUCUUUGCUUUGUUUCCUUCGCAAUUACUGUUAUAGCCAUGGCUAUUCUGAAAUCAACAAAAAACCCAAGGUUUCUUAUACUGUACCUGAUAGCCCUGAUAGUUUUGAUGAAUUUGUCAAAAGUAUUUUAUGAUCCUAAAUUUUUAGUAGAGAAUGGUCUCUUUAUCACAGAUGAAGGCACUCCGCUGAACUGCAGUUCAUUCAUGCAUUCGGCAACUAAGGGCACGAUUGAUUUAAAGAAGUUGGUGUACAACCUUGCUCAAGUUACCACAGUUGGUAUUUCUCCAAUAAUUUCAUUUUCUACAACACUGCCAUACUACUCAAAACACUUCAACUUGGACGUUGACUACGACAAAGAACUGAGAAGCUUUGGACUAGCAAGUCUUUUUUCUUCUAUUUUACGCUUCCCAAUUCAUAUUAGUUGCACUGGCUCAGUUCUGUUCAGAAUAUGUGGUGCAGAUAAAAAGCUCCAUUCCAUACUUGCAGGUGUUUCCCUGCUUUUUCUCUUUAUUAUUUACCAGUACGUCACUCCCCUUCUUCCUACAUUUGCAAUUUCUCUUUUAUCGCAAUUCAUAGGGUUUUCUAUUAUGCUUGGAUAUCUCCAGCUAUUCCCCACUCUUACAACAAUCGACAAGAUUGUUUUGGCAUUUCUGAGUUUUAUUGCGGUUGUAUCUAGUAUGAAUGCUUUGAUCGUGCUUAUUUUAGGUACCAUUACCAAUCUUGCAAUUUCGUACUACUUCUCACGGAAAGUUGGCAGCGAAGCUUCGGUGGUGCUCCAGGAGGUUGAAAACACAAUGGUUGUUAAAGUUCAGGGUCCGCUAACCCACGUGAACAUUCAAAGUGUUUCCGAAAAAUUGCAGCACUGUAAAAACAACAUUGUUUUUGAUCUGCUGGAUACCAAAUAUGUUGACUAUACAGCCAAUAUUGAACUGGAAAAUAUAACAAAAUGUGCCAAACAAAAGAAUCUUAAUGUACAGAUAUUAGGUAGACCCUGCAACCUCAAUAAAAGGGUGCUAUUCAUCAAGAAAUGA